ACCCAAGGAAACUUGUGCUGCCAUUGAUAGUUUGAACCGCAAAUUCUUAUGGGGCUUAGAACUAAAUCAACGUAAAUCUCAUCUAGUCAGCUGCAAUGAAGUUUGCUUACCUCACAGACAAGGUGGGCUAGGAUUACGUACUGCACUUGAAAAUAAGAGAGUUUUGGUAGCUAAUGUUGGAGCUGUGGUGUUCAAGCUGCAAAAGUAGCAGAAAAUGAAAAUGAGAGCUGCACAAAAUGGCAGCAAAUGAAGAUGAAAGGCUGCACAAAAUGGCAGCAAAUGAAGAAGGAAGGCUGCACAAAAUGGUAACAAAUGAAGAAGGGAGAGCUGCACAGCUCAGUAGCAGCAAAGUGCAGCAAGCUAAGCUGCAGAAUGUUGAUGAAAGGAGGCUGAAAUGAACAGCAGAUGAAAUGCAAAUGAAAUGCAAAUGCAUCUAAAAUGAAAGGUUGCAGAGCUGCCAAGGGACCAAGCAUGUUGCAGGGCCGCCAAAGGACGCAGCAAUGUGACAGAAAUGGCUGUUACAUAUUUCAAAUUUCAUAUGUAUUUUAUUGUUGUUUUUUAAUGUAAAAUAACUGUUUUAUUUUUGA
This is a messenger RNA of Rubroshorea leprosula, 587 nucleotides long. Lineage: Eukaryota; Viridiplantae; Streptophyta; Magnoliopsida; Malvales; Dipterocarpaceae. The record is from the annotation of a GenBank genome assembly.